GUGCAGAGUUGAAAACUGCCACAUGUACCUGUCAUGGUGCUAAAGCAUUUAAUUUUUUUUAUAUUGUACUCUCUUGUGAUAAAGGCAAAAGGAAAGACCAGACACACACAUCCGCCCAGUUAGGGCAUUUUGAUGUGUUCUCACGGUUAUGGUAUCGUGUCGUCAGCUGGUUUGUACUGGCAGUGCACAGAAUUUGGAUUUUUCAAAAAUGUUUUGUGGCAAUUGAAAAACUAAACUCCUAGGAAUAGCAUUGAGAGGACAACAUUAUUCUUUGUUAAUAAUAGUGCCUGCCUCCCAGCAUGAGGUGGUUACUGAGGAGUAAAUGAGCAAACGUACUCAUUGCUGAGAAUGGUGCCUGGAGUGUGGUGAGUUGGAGCUAUCCUUUACAAGCCAGAGAAAAAGGAACUUUGUAGAACAUUUUCUUGGGUCACAGAAGGCUUUUUGUCACCUUGUGCUCUUGGGUUUUACGUUAUUAAAACUUCACAUUCAUGAAUUUUAUUCUUCUAAUCCAGUCUUUAUCAGAGACAAACUGAACUUCAAGAUAGAAGUGAAUCUUCAAAUAUGGACAAGCUUCCUUUUAAGGAUAAUGAGGAAUUUGAAUCUUUUGAAUAUCCAGGGAAUGUGCCAAGGCAGUUUGAAGUGGCUGGGCUUCAUCCUGCUGGUGAUAUGCCUCAUGUGGACGCUGCCGCAGCUGCUGUGCCCACCAGACCCAUCUCGGAUCACAGCCCCAGUGUAGAUCAGAAACAAAUUGAAGAACAAAAGGAAGAAGAUAAAAUAUGGGAACAGCAAGUAAAAGAGCGAAGGCAGAGAGAAGAAAGAAGGCAGAUUGACCAACAAGAAGUUUUAGAAAGGGAACGAAGAGAACUGGAAAAACUGGAUCAGGAAAGGAGAAUGAUUGAAGAAUCAUUGAAGAUUGAAAUGGAAAAAGAAAUAAGUAUUCAAGAAACAAAAGACACAUCUGUUCCCGAGGAGGGCACUUUAGAGAAAUACAUGAAAAUCAUCCAGCAGGGGCAAGACCAGGAGUUGGCAGAUGAGGGCUCAAAACAGAUGGUUGGAGAAGGCUCCCUAGUGGACACGCUGCCACCUAGUGAAAAAGGAGAAAGUUCCACACACUUAUCUCCUGAAGGCCCAGAAGAGUCGUGGUAAUUGUUUGCCGUGCGGAUUCUUACGUACAAUGAGAAGUCACACAACAUUGAGUCCUUUCUAAGUAUUUCUCUGAAAUCAGACAAAAUUCUCAAUAAAAAGUUUGUGUAAUCCAA
Molecule: messenger RNA, 1259 nt
Organism: Lemur catta (Ring-tailed lemur)
Lineage: Eukaryota; Metazoa; Chordata; Mammalia; Primates; Lemuridae
Product: oral-facial-digital syndrome 1 protein-like
Exons: 6
Coding region: 562-1146 (194 amino acids)
Source: RefSeq, a predicted model, not a curated record